AAUGGCGACCUCCAUACUACGGAGGUUGCAUGAUUUUAUAACACUGCGCAAGCUCUCCGUCGGGAUGUACAGACAACAGUAUGCAACUUAUUUCUUGCAAAGACACAUUGUGCCCCCAGCCCGUACAUCUGUCAGAUUCUGUUCCAAUACUCCAUCUGGUGAAUCAGGAUCACGGCAAUCAUCGGCUCAAUCUCUAUCAGACAGAGUUGUGGAGGAGUUGUAUAUACCUCGAGAGAAAGCUGAUUUCCUGCUGAAGGAUGAUGCCAUCUUGCGUGAUAUACAGAAUCAGACUGCUACUGAAAUCAAAGUGAAGUCAGAUGCGCAAAAUGAGCCAAUCUUGCUAGUAGUAACUGCCACUAGGCAGGAGAAUCUCAGUGAAGUUGAGAAUAAGAUAGCAGCCAUAUUGAAGAGAUCUAAAGUGAAAAAAACUGAAAGAAGAUCAAAAGGCAAGGGUACUGAUAACAUUAGCAGAACUCGUCAAAAUCUCGCUCAGAUUCAUAAAGAAACUAACCAGAGGGUAACACAUACGAAAGUCAAAAACAAACAAUUUUUAAGUAGGAAAACAAAGAGAUUUGAAUUAACAACUCAAGAUUCACAAGGUCAAAAUAUUUUUAUUGGUUUUGCUGACGUAAAACGUCUGAUGGAAGAACUACAGACGUUAAACCCAGCUUUGACAGUGUACUACCAACAACAUAAGGCCAUUCUGCUGCAUUACCCAGGUGGGACUGAAGGCAGCACAUUAGAGGAAGCUGCACGUUUAAUUAACAAAGAAAUCGACAAAGCUACAUGUAAGAAUGUUCCAGACAUUUUUGUGAACGACAUUGAAGACUUUCAAAGACGCAAGCAUCAGGUUUUUCAUUUAAAAACCCAAAAUAAAAAAUCGUGGAGUCUUCUACUAGGCAGGAUUGGUAUCCACUUCAAUCAAGUCGCAAAAUAUGUUAAGAAGAUUGACCCUUCCCUGUAUCUUCGUAUAAUCAAAAAACGUGGUUCACCGUAUGAUGGCAUUAUCCUUUGGUCAAAUGGAGAUAUUGAUGAUGAAAUAUUUGAACGAGCUGUGUCAGUUAUUAACAAAAAUAUAGACUGGCUUGAGAAUUUGUCAGAUCUGGUUGUGAAGGAUAUUAAUGACAUAAAAAGUGGCAGACACCAAGUUUUUCAUUUUGAAACCAAAAAUGAACGUGCAUGGAGCGUUCUUCAGGACGCAAAUGGUUACAAUUUCAAAGGAGUCGUUCAACGUAUAAAAAAGAUUGACCCUUCCCUGCAUCUUAAAAUAAUAUAUGAUUCACCAUAUAGAGGCAUUGUUCUGUGGUCAGAUGAGGAUAUUGAUGAUGAAAAAUUUGAAAAAGCUGUAUCAGUUGUUAGGCAUGAAAUUGAUGCAAUUGAUGUAAUAGUCUCAAAAGGAGAAGCAGGCAAUAAAAGUGUCAAAGUGAUGAGAUUUGAAUUUAAAAAUCGAAAUCCUCUAGCAACAAGUUUUUUCGUGGGGAAGGAUGGUAAUCAUCUAAAAGAUCUGCGUAGAAACCUCAGGAGGUUGAGCCCAACGCUGAAAUUCAGUAUACAUUUAAAGGAUUUGUUUAUGGUAUAUCCAGAUGACCUGGAUGAAUACACGUUAAACAGAGCUGCAAACUGUGUUGACAAAGAAAUUUGCAGGGUUGAUAAAUUUCUGGACAUGUUUGUGUCAGAUAUCCAAGAUAUACAAAGAAGUCAGCACCGGGUAUUUCAUUUUGAAACUGAUGAUCAAGAACCAUGGGCUAUCCUGCUUGCCAAGCAUGGUAUUAAUUUCGAUCGAGUCACUCAACGUAUUAAGAAGGUUGAUUCUUUUUUACGUGUACACGUCAUCAGAGAUGGUAAUUAUUCACAUAAAGGCAUUGUUUUGUGGUCUACGGAGCAAACUGGUAUUGAUGAUGAAAAAUUUGAAGAGGCGGCCUCAAUCAUUAAGGAAGAGAUUAACCUGAUUGAGAAUAUUAUAUCUGGUGGUCAAGGCAAUCAGAGUUGGAAAUUGGUGGAAUUUGAAAUAAAAAGUCACCAUCUCCAGUCACUGUAUCGUUUAAUUGGCGAUAAUGUUAGUUGGAUUAGCCCACUUUUGGAAAACUUAGACAAGUUAUAUCCAUCGCUGAAAUUGAUUGCCACACGUAACACCAUUUUCCUUGUGUGUCCAGAUAAUGUGGGCGAUGACGUAAUAAAGGAGGCCACAUCUCUAAUUAAUCAUGAAAGGGAAAAGGUUGAGAAGUUCUUUGACAUGUUCAUAUCAGACAUCGAAGACCUGGAAAGUGGCAAACAUCGAGUUUUUAAUUUUGAAUCUGGAAGUAUACAGACAUGGGAAAUCCUGCUUGGCUUUAGCGGUAGCAACUUCGACAAAGUUGCUCAACAAGUGAAGGAGAUUGAUUCUUCCUUGCAUUUGAAAAUAUUCACGCCAGAGGAUUAUACUUAUGAAGGCGUUAUUCUGUGGUCAACUGAAAAUAUUGAUGAUGAAAAAAUUGAAGAAGCUGCGUCAAUAGUUAAUGGACAUAUUCGGGACAUUAAGAAAAGUGUAAAGACGCAAAGGCGUUAAAUUUACAAUUCUCCUUUUCUUCAAGACAUAUAAAGUACAUGUAUUGUGUAAAGUAUUUUGGGAGUUACUUAUAUGUUUUACCCAGAAAAAAACCCUGAAUUAAGAUAUUUUACCAUCAUUAUGAACGCUAUUUUUAUUAGUUGGAAUUGUUGACUCACAUUCUAUAGACCGUAAGUACAAUUAAAUGGAUGUGUUCUUUUACUGAUGUACUGUUGAUAUAAGAUUUUACUCUACUGUACUGGUAUGUCUCUUGAUAAGUUGUUUAACAUUUUGUUAAAAAGAUGAAUUAUAAUGUUUUGAAUAAUGCUAUAUGAUUGUAAAAAUAUGAUGCAUCAAUAUAUUUGAAGCAUUUUCCAUGUUUUGCAAUUUUAUCAAUUGAAUUAAAUUGCAUACAAAACUGUGAAGGCUUAUGGUUUCUGUAAA
Messenger RNA from Magallana angulata, 2968 nucleotides. RefSeq lists its product as uncharacterized. Bases 2 to 2545 code for a protein of 847 amino acids. The record is from RefSeq and is a predicted model, not a curated record. NCBI's taxonomy places the organism in Eukaryota, Metazoa, Mollusca, Bivalvia, Ostreida, Ostreidae. The transcript is spliced from 28 exons.